Molecule: messenger RNA, 1605 nt
Organism: Jaminaea rosea
Lineage: Eukaryota; Fungi; Basidiomycota; Exobasidiomycetes; Microstromatales
Product: class II aaRS and biotin synthetase
Exons: 2
Coding region: 1-1605 (534 amino acids)
Biological process (GO): asparaginyl-tRNA aminoacylation
Cellular component (GO): mitochondrion
Molecular function (GO): asparagine-tRNA ligase activity; ATP binding; nucleic acid binding
Source: RefSeq, a predicted model, not a curated record
AUGGAGGCCGGUGCCUACGAGAGGUUUGAGGAGAAGAAGCUCGAUCCGGAGUGGCUCAAGGCGUUCAAGGAGGAGGGAGAGAGGAAGAAGGCAGCAAAGGAGAAGCAACCUGAUGAGAGAAUAGAGGAGUCGGUGUCUGCGACAAUUCAGGCGACGGUGCGGUCAGUGCGCGUCCAUUCCAAAGUGUCGUUCCUCAACCUCUCGGACGGUUCACUGGCAGGAGACUCGACGAUCCAAGCUGUCCUUCGCAAUUCCGUCACACUCAAAGAAGCAGAAGGCAAAAUCUUGUCGCCAGGAGCCGCAGUCCGGCUCACAGGCAAGCUGCAAGCUAGCAGAGGCAAAGGGCAACAACUCGACUUCGUCAUCAACUCAGGCAGCGUGGUAGCAGGUUGCGAUGCUGCGCGGCAUCCCUUCUUGUCAACGAGCUUCGAGCCGUCGACCUCUUUGGCCCGAAAGAAUGCCCAUCUUCGCACUCAGAUUCCCUCUUUCGCUGCCACGCUGCGCCUUCGUGCCAGACUCGAAGCAGCAAUGGCCUCCUACCUCGAUGGCAAGGGCUACACGCAAGUACGGCCGCCGAUUAUGACCAGCAGCGACUGUGAAGGAGGAGGAGAGGUAUUUCAAGUCGUCGAGCCAAAGUCAAAGAAGGACAAGGACAUGGCAUCAGCCGGCACCGCCGCUACGCCCACGUACCUGACCGUCUCCUCACAGCUUCACCUUGAAGCACUCAUGCUCGGUCUAGGCAGAGUCUAUACAUUCACUCCAGCAUUCAGAGCAGAGGAUAGCGCCACAAAUCGUCACCUGCGUGAGUUUUGGAUGUGCGAAGUUGAGAUGCCAACAAUGUCAGACUCUGCCGCCUCCGAGCUCCAAGAGGUCAUCGUCAUCGCAGAGGAAUCCAUCAAGGCUGGAGCUCGGGCUGCCUUGGGAAUCGCGAGCGGCAACGAAGAGGCACAAGUUGCUCGACAAGAUGCCCAGUAUCUGUACGCAGGGGUAGAGGGCAAGAGACUAGACGAUCUAGAGCGCUACAUCGAUCAGCCAUGGGCGCGCAUGACUUACGGCGACGCCAUCGAGACGCUCCAACGCCACCACGUCGGCAACAACGGCUCCUCGACACCACCACCGGCCUGGGGACAUGACCUCUCCUCAGAGCAAGAGCGCUUCUUGGCGGAGCAAGUUGCUCAAGGACCCGUCUUCGUCACAGACUACCCCGCUCACCUCAAGCCCUUCUAUAUGCGAGAGGGCGAGGAUGCAGAGGGACGCAGAAUAGCCAGGUGUUUCGAUCUCCUCGUUCCGGGGCUCGGCGAGCUAGUGGGAGGAAGUCUGAGAGAGGAUAAUAUCGCUGUGCUCAAGCGCAAGCAGCAGGAAGCAAAGGGCAAUCGAGAUGAUCGAGCAGAGGCUCUGUCCUCAUCAUCGGCCCUCAAUGCAUGGUACGUCGACUCGCUACGAUCCUCCGGCAUGCCGCCACACGGCGGUUUCGGUAUCGGCAUGGAGCGACUCGUCGCCUGGCUUGCAAAUCGAGAGAGCGUACGAGACGUCAGCGCGUUUCCUCGCGUUGGCAGGUCUUCAGCGGCGGCCAUCUCUGAGGCAGGGGCCAGGUGGCAGUAUUGA